AGUACUGACACUCAAGAAGCUACUACAAAGGCAAAGGAGCACCCAAUUCCUUCUCUAAAGAGGAUCAAGAGGAAAAAGAGGAUCCGUGUUACAAAGUGCUACCCCAAAUACAGAUUUACCACCAAAAACAAGAGCAGCUGAGAAGUGUGAAGGGAACUAAGUGACACUAUGGCAGCUGAAAGCCUGAUUGAGCUCAGAGACUGGCUGUUCCUGCUUCUCCUCUGCCUAACACUACUGGUGGAAGUGCUGGAGUUUGCGGCAGCAACAGCUGCCAUCACGGAGGCAGCACUUGGGGAGGCAGAGCUUCAAGGGGACGUACCUUGUCCAUCAGCAUGCAGGUGCGAUGACGGUUUCAUUUACUGCAACGACCGUGGACUGAGCAUCAUACCACCUUUACCGUUAACGGCAGCCGUUCUCUAUUUACAGAAUAAUCGCAUUGAUAACGCUGGCCUACCGAUAUCCUUAGAGCAGCGAAUGACUGUUCAAGUGGUUUAUCUCUAUGACAAUGAACUUGAUGAUUUUCCGACACAUCUGCCGCCAUCGUUACGUGAACUUCACCUGCAGGACAACAAUAUACGAACUUUACCCCGAGCUGCUCUCUCACGUUUACCUUUGCUAGAGAAACUCCACAUGGAUGAUAAUUCAAUAUCAACAGUAAGCAUUGAGGACAAGGCAUUUGCAAAUAAUCCAAGGUUACGACUUCUCUUCUUGUCACGCAACCACCUUUCUAGUAUACCAUCAGGGUUGCCGUCAUCACUUGAAGAGCUUCGACUGGAUGAUAAUCGAAUUUCUACAAUUCCAACACACGCAUUCAGGGGACUCACGUCGCUUAGACGCCUCUUCCUUGAUGGGAACCUGUUAGCGAAUCAACGCAUUGCUGACGACACGUUUUCACGGCUGUCUAAUUUAACAGAGCUCUCUCUGGUACGCAACUCCCUUCAAUCACCACCUUUAAACCUUCCCAGCACACAUCUUCUUCGACUAUACCUGCAGGACAAUGCCAUGGCUCACAUGCCAAGGGGUUCCUUGGAUGGUAUGCGCAGGCUGCAGAAGCUUGACUUAUCAGGCAACAACCUUACAACGCUCCCCAGAGGUUUGUUCAGGGACUUGGACAGCAUUUCACAGCUGCUUCUCCGUGGGAAUCCCUGGUAUUGUGGCUGUAACCUCCGCUGGCUCCAUGACUGGUUGCAUGUCCGAGGUUCAUCAGUAACUGUGAGGGGUCUAACAUGUCAUGCACCAGAAAAAGUAAGAGGCAGGUCACUUAGGGACCUCACAAGUCAAAUGGAGCAGUGUGAGGUGGAUGGACUGGGGGGAGUUGGAGGGCUUGGGGGAGUUGAAGGAGCCAAAAGAGACAAAGGGGAUUUUCCGACCGACUCCCCAACUACAACAACCGUCCCACUUCCCCAGGGUUCUCUUUUUACACUCAGGUCCAGGCGGCCUGUACACAGGUACCCUGACUUGGGACAAGACAGUCCUUUAGGGGGUGAGGGUGGAGUUGCUGGCAAAACGUUGGUCAUCAGUGUAAAGCCCUUAAGUCCAGAGACAGUUCACAUUACAUGGCAGGCUGCUCAGCCAGCCUCAGCUUUCAGGCUCUCCUGGCUAAGAUUAGGCAACAACCCAGCCAUGGGGUCCAUCACAGAGACACUAGUCCCAGGGGACCGCAGAGAGUAUUUACUCACUCAGCUACAGCCCCAGUCAAGUUACAUUAUCUGCUUGGUGCCUCUCGUUGUCAACAAGGGAAGACGGGCAUCAAUUACAGGGGGGUUUAAUAUGAACACUGACUCAGAGCAUGAGCAUCCAGCUUGUGCCAGAACAGAGACAGAAGACCCUCAGGUUCAGCCUGGAGCUGACCAGGGUCAGGACGUACAGGGUACGGAUGAACUAGCUGCCUUACCACUUGCAGGGAUUAUAGGAGGGGUGACUGCAUGUGCUUCCCUGUUCUUAAUUUUUGGGAUCUUCUGCUGGUAUGGACAUCGUGCAGGAUACCUUGCAGCCGAGGAUCAUACAGGGGUCUAUGGACGAGAUGCUGUUGGGCCCCGUAGCGGUGCCAAGCAUUAUGAUGACUAUGUAGAAUCUGGCACCAUUAAAGACACCUCAAUCUUAGAGAUUGGAACUCCUGGUUUCCAGAUGACGCCACUGGCAGCCCAUCAACCCUUGCAGCCAAAGGCAAAAGUUGAGGACAUGACAUACAUUCAUACUAUUUUCCCCUCUAAUAAUACAACUCUUUACAGGAGCACCCUCAACCACACAGCGAAUCCAGGCUAUGGGACCAAUCGUGGAUACAGAGAAGGAGGAAUACCAGACAUAGAUUAUGCCUACACGUGAUAGCAUCUAUACUAUCCCCUAUCUUUUCUGGUCACUAUGUUUAAUACAGCGUAGCUGAGUAGGGGUUUGUUCAUUACCCUAGGUUCCAAAG
Colossoma macropomum (tambaqui) is the source of this 2416-nucleotide messenger RNA. It is a transcript of the gene flrt1b, whose product is annotated as fibronectin leucine rich transmembrane protein 1b. NCBI's taxonomy places the organism in Eukaryota, Metazoa, Chordata, Actinopteri, Characiformes, Serrasalmidae. The record is from RefSeq and is a predicted model, not a curated record. Bases 169 to 2325 code for a protein of 718 amino acids. Gene Ontology annotation, molecular function: protein binding. The transcript is spliced from 2 exons.